UUUUUUUUUAGUAUUCAUCAUAACAAUGAAUAAUUACGUUUGUAUACUGUCAGUUUUUUUUUCCUUCUUUAAGUUAAGCCUAUUAUGUAUAAAAUUAAAAUCAAUGUUCCUUAAGGCUAAUUUUUUUUCUUCUUUUCUUAACUUAUUCUUAAGCAAGAAAAAAAAAACCCUUCUUCAUAUACACAUACACAUAUACAUAUAUAUAUAUACAUUUAUAAAAGAUGCCCACAAAUAGCUCCAUUCCUGAAAAACAAGCAUCCAAACCAAAGGAAAAUCAACCUCAAAAACCCAAAGAAGAGGAAGCUAAGGGCAAAAAGAACAAUAAACCUGAACAAGAAGCAAAAAAGCAAACUAAUAAAUUAAAGAAUGAUAAGAAACCUAUUAAAAAGGAGGUAGAUGAUAAUGAUGACUCAGAAGAUGAUAGUGAGGAAGAAGAGACUGAUUCAGACGAAGAGACUGACUCGGAAGAAGAAACCGAUUCAGAAGAAGAAUCCUCAGAAGAAGAAACCUCAGAAGAAGAAGAAGAAUCAGAUGAAGAAAAAUUAACUCCACAACAAAUUGCUCAACUUCAGAAGCAAAAUAGUCUUGCACAGGGUAUUGCAAAUAAUGCUAAUAAUAUAGGGAACACUGCAAAUUCUGUGGCCGAUACUGCUUCUAAUGCUGUUAGUGGAAAAAGCGACCAUCCUCUUAGUCUUCGACUUGAUCUUAAUUUAGAUGUUGAAAUCGAACUUAAAGCCAGAGUACAUGGUGAUGUUACUUUAGCCUUACUUCGUUAAUGAUCUGUUUUUUUUAAUUUGUUUUCAACUUUAUUUUCCUAUCAUAAGUGUAUAUUUAAUCAUCAUUAACAUUAAUAUCGAAUAAACUUUUGUUUCUUGUAAAUAA
Molecule: messenger RNA, 882 nt
Organism: Cokeromyces recurvatus
Lineage: Eukaryota; Fungi; Mucoromycota; Mucoromycetes; Mucorales; Mucoraceae
Exons: 1
Coding region: 222-776 (184 amino acids)
Source: RefSeq, a predicted model, not a curated record